Oncorhynchus masou masou (cherry salmon) is the source of this 1108-nucleotide messenger RNA. RefSeq names its product AF4/FMR2 family member 1-like. Gene Ontology annotation, biological process: regulation of gene expression. Lineage: Eukaryota; Metazoa; Chordata; Actinopteri; Salmoniformes; Salmonidae. The record is from RefSeq and is a predicted model, not a curated record. Gene Ontology annotation, cellular component: super elongation complex. The transcript has 7 exons. The annotation marks the transcript as partial.
UUAUCCAAUCAAGGAUUGUCAGAAACACAUGGCAAGCAAUUUACAAUUUGUUUUUUUUUGUUGAGGCGCACCAUGGCAGCUCGUUCAAGCUACAAUGAGGAGAGGAACCUCCUUCGCAUCCAAGAGCGGGAGCGGCGGAAUCAGGGAACCUUCCAGGAGAAGGAGUUCUACCAGGAGACCGUUCCCCUAUUCGGGGAACCCUAUAAGACGAACAAAGGAGAUGAGCUGUCUAGCCGUAUCCAGAGGAUGCUGGGUAGUUAUGAGGAUGUGAACAAUCCCAACACUCAGUGUUUGGACAGCAGCUUCUCUAAGGACCCUCAAUCUCAUGUCACCACAAAGUAUGGCGGCCAUCUCGCAGCCGAGACCGAGCGAAGCCUCCAUUCCAGAACCCUCCUCAGUACGGGGCAAGCCAGAGCCAGAGUAGUGGUCCGCCCCCGUAGUAACCACUCUGGCCAGCCUCUGAAGAAGAUCCACGGUCCUUCCUCCUCCUACACCCAGUCCUCCCUGAGUCUCAGCCAGGGCCAGGCCUGCCCAGACCCACACCAGAGAAAGACUGAGCUCUGGCCAGACCUGAGGGAGUGCCAGUCUUCCUCCAGUCCUCUCCGCCUGUCCCCCCCCCAGCCGAUCCCCUAUCCCCCCUACAUUCCAGUGACCCCAGCGACUCUGAACACCAGGACUCCCCACUGCACCCUGAGAGGCUCCCGCCUCUCCCCACACCCUGACUCACACUUCCCCAUGGUGUCCCCCCUGGAUGACCCCCAGAGAGCAUCCCACCUCCGGCCAUCGAUGGAGCAACCCUACCCUCUCAGACCUUCCUCCACCCCUGGCCUCCAAACCCAACCUGAAGACUUCCAUGGGCAGUCUUAUCAUGAACCCUUACCAGACUUGAAAAGCACCAAGCCCAGCCUUUCCAAACUGAAGAUACCAUCACAGUCUAUAGAGACGCUGUCACAUGAAGCUGACUGUGUGGAAGACAUUCUGAGGGAAAUGACCCACUCCUGGCCUCCUCUCCUGACUGCCAUUCAGACGCCCAGCACAGUUGAGCCCUCCAAGUUCUCCUUCCCAGUCAAGGAAGCACAGCAUGUCCCACCUGCGUCUCCAGGACAAA